AUGCACAGAACCACUAACGAGUUCGGACUCUACAAGGUAGCCAUAACUUCUCUAGAUUGCACUGACGUGGAUAGUCUCGCGAGUUCUUGUCAAGCUAGUUUGGUCGGAAGAAGAAGAAGCUCCUCGGAUCUUUCUUGCAACGUACCUGGUUACAGAACUACGACGGAUCAAGUCGUGUUUAAGUCUAAACGGUCUAAUCUAUGUAUCUAUGAAUUCUAUGCCUUGAAUUUCAGACCAUUCAAGAGGGAUCUUGCCUUGUGUGGCAAGAAAUAG
This is a messenger RNA of Eruca vesicaria subsp. sativa (arugula), 273 nucleotides long. The record is from the annotation of a GenBank genome assembly. Lineage: Eukaryota; Viridiplantae; Streptophyta; Magnoliopsida; Brassicales; Brassicaceae.